Messenger RNA from Caenorhabditis elegans, 465 nucleotides. RefSeq names its product GATA zinc finger domain-containing protein 14-like (gene C43D7.4). The record is from RefSeq and is marked reviewed. The transcript has 3 exons. NCBI's taxonomy places the organism in Eukaryota, Metazoa, Nematoda, Chromadorea, Rhabditida, Rhabditidae. Bases 1 to 465 code for a protein of 154 amino acids.
AUGGUUUAUGUGCACGCGAAUGUCGACACAAACAUUGAUAACCGCAAAGAUAAUUGCGACAAUAGGAAUACCAAUUCACACAGCGUUGACCGAAAAGAUAAUUUUGGCAAUACAAAUACCAAUUUACACUCCGUGAACCGAAAAGAUAAUUGCGACAACCGUGAGGAUGGCGAUAUGAAUUUAUAUUACAGAGAAGAUAAUUGUAACAAUCGAGAGGAAACACAAUUCAGAACUUUGCAUUAUUCUUGUCAUAAUCAACAAAUUAUAAACUCCUUUACGGGAAACAACAUUGACAAUCGGGUGAUCAAUUUGUCCGGCGCGAAUUUUCCCAAGAAAAUGGACGGAGCGGAGUUAAUGAGGGUCUUUUUCAACGCACCAAUGUCAAUGCCGACCAGUUCGAAGAACGCAAUCAUGGAUCGGCAAGAAGGAUCCACUCAGCCAGCUAUCAGAUAUAACAAUCGUUAA